Messenger RNA from Vicia villosa (hairy vetch), 783 nucleotides. RefSeq lists its product as uncharacterized. The record is from RefSeq and is a predicted model, not a curated record. Gene Ontology annotation, molecular function: zinc ion binding; nucleic acid binding. NCBI's taxonomy places the organism in Eukaryota, Viridiplantae, Streptophyta, Magnoliopsida, Fabales, Fabaceae. Bases 1 to 783 code for a protein of 260 amino acids. The transcript has a single exon.
AUGGAAUACGUUCUAAAAACUGGACCUUGGAGUUUUGAUAGAGCCCUCCCCAUGAUAAAAUGCAUUUCACGCGAGGAACAACCUUUCGAUCUUGACCUGCACUUUAGCUCCUUCUGGGUAAGAAUUUAUGAUCUUCCACUCAUAGUUAGAUCUGAUACUAUGGCUAGAAAAUUGGGUAAUAUUAUAGGCACCUUUGAAGAGAUGGACUUUAGAGAAGCUCACAGAAAUGAUAGGUUCCUGCGCGUCAAAGUCAUGAUGGAUCUGAAGGAGCCUUUGAAGCGUGGUACUAUAGUCUCCUUUAAAGAAAAAAAGAUUAGGGUACAUUUCAAAUAUGAAAGGCUUCCCACUUUCUGCUUCAUAUGUGGGGGAAUGGGCCACCAGAUUAAAGAUUGUGAGGCUGUUGAGGAGCUCAAUGAAGAGGGCUUUGAAGACAUAGAAGAGCAGGACUUAGCUUUUGGUCAGUGGCUAAGGGCUUCCCCGCUGCCAAAACUCACUGAUGAGUUCAAAAAUCGUGACUCAAGUUCUAGUUUGUGUAGCAGGGAACUUUUCAAUGCAUCAUCUAGCCAAAGCCGUUGUGAAGUAAAGGAUAAAGAUAAAGGGGAGGACUUAGAGGUUCAACAAAUUCAAUCAUCUCCAAAACAGCAAUGUGAUGGAGAUAGGGGUGGAGGGUAUGGUUCAAAAAAUAACCUGGAUGUGGAAACAGUAGCUGAAUCUUUGGGUGCAGUGAUGCUGUCAACACAAAAACGCCUAACUAAGAAAGCCUCGAAGAAAGUAGGGGAUUAA